Microthlaspi erraticum is the source of this 924-nucleotide messenger RNA. NCBI's taxonomy places the organism in Eukaryota, Viridiplantae, Streptophyta, Magnoliopsida, Brassicales, Brassicaceae. The record is from the annotation of a GenBank genome assembly.
AUGACCUUGGAAGACGCAUUCCACCGUUCCCGGAGCUACAUCUUCCUCGAGGAAGACAAACGCUUCUAUGCCAAGAAGCACAGAGAUAGGAGGACAGCCCCAUCCAAACCCAGAGAAGAAGCCGUGGAGGUACGAAGAAGACACGACCCCAAGAGGUCGCUCCUCACAGCGUUCGCAGCAGCCGACGACGAGUCCGAACAAGAAUAUGCCGCAACGAUCUCAACGCCGCAGGAUGCUACUCCACUUGGAGAUGACAACGACGCCAAAGCCUUCUGCAAAUUCCACGGAAGAACCGGCCACGCCACUGAAAACUGCAAGCACCUCAUCAGCAACCUCAUCCGCAUGUACCAUCGAGGAGAAAUCCCGCCGAUGGACGGCGACAGAUCCCAAGGGAAAGGCUUCCCGCCAAGACCACCCAAACCGGGACAACAGUUCCGCUCGAAGAAGGAUGCCGGAAAACCCGAUGCACCACCCGAAAAGAGGAACCGUGACGACCACAACGAUCUGCCGCCACCGCCGAAACGACAUGUCAGCAUGAUCAUGGGAGGCCUCCUGGACGGUGACGACUCUAUAUCAGCAAUCAAGGAAUACGAGCGGAAGGCCGUCACGGCACAGCGCUAUCCAUAUAUCCAUAAAGGAAUCCCUACCAUCUCCUUUACGGAUAAGGAUGCGGGCGGGCUGGAUACCCCUCAUCUCGACCCACUCGUGGUCACUCUGCAAAUCACGACUGCGGUGUCGCAAAAUUUUGGUCGACACCGGGAGCACGGUGAACCUCAUCUUCAAAGAGACACUGGACCGCAUGGGAGUGGAAGAGAGCUCCAUCAAACCCACGUCCGUCCCCUCACCGGCUUCACCGCCGAGCACGUCUACAGCUGUGGCACAGUCCGGCUCCCGUAUAUGUCGGCGGAAUCUCGAAGCUUAUGA